AUGGCAUAUUUGAACGCCGUUAUUAAAGAUUCUGAUAUGGAUCGGUAUAUGCAAGAAGAAGCUUUGACUGUAGCGGCAGAUGGAAUGGAUAAACAUGGUAUAGAUAAAGAUAUGGCUUCACAUUUAAAACAAUAUUUUAAUUUAAAAUAUGGAAGAACAUGGCAUUGUAUUGUUGGAAAACAAUUUGGAAGUGACGUUUCAUAUGAAGAACAAGGUUUUUUAUAUUUUUUUCUUGGAGAUAGAUCAUUUCUACUAUUUAAAUCAGGUUAA
Molecule: messenger RNA, 270 nt
Organism: Schistosoma margrebowiei
Lineage: Eukaryota; Metazoa; Platyhelminthes; Trematoda; Strigeidida; Schistosomatidae
Source: the annotation of a GenBank genome assembly